GGGAAGGCGUGUGGAUGCGUGUGUGUGCGAGGCGCACAUCAUACACACAUCAGAUACCGCAGAUCCAUCAGCAGGCAGCCGGCAGGCAGGCAGGCAGCUGGAGAGAGCCCCCAGAGCCGGGCUGCAGGUGAGACUGCUGCUCCUCACAAGGUUGUGGAGGAGCGUUCGGCCCUGCCGAGCACCGAUGCUUUGCAGAGCACAGCGCCACGGAGCCCGUUGCUGCUAAGAAGGUCGCAGGCAGCAGACCCGUGCUCCUGGGCGCCCUUUCUCCUGCCACCCACCCGCCUGUUCCCAAAACGGAGGAACCCGCUGGCCCCACCAUGUCAUCAGACCCCAGCGCCCCACCAGCAGUGCCGCCCCUGCACUCCCCCAAGUCACCGGUGUGGCCCACCUUCCCCUUCCAGCGGGAGGGCAGCCGCAUCUGGGAGCGGGGCAACCUCCUGCUGCGGGACCUGCCCAGCCCUCUCCCCACCAAGAGGACCAGGACCUACUCGGCAACAGCACGUGCCUCUGCCGGCCCCAUCUUCAAGGGUGUCUGCAAGCAGUUCUCUCGCUCCCAGGGCCAUGGGUUCAUCACCCCUGAGAACGGCACAGAGGACAUUUUUGUGCACGUAUCUGACAUCGAGGGAGAGUACGUCCCAGUGGAGGGGGACGAGGUGACAUACAAGGUCUGCCCCAUCCCUCCCAAGAACCAGAAGUUCCAGGCAGUGGAGGUGGUCCUCACCAACCUGGCACCCCACACGAAGCACGAGACAUGGUCUGGCCAGAUCAUCGGCUCCUAGGCGCCCAGGGGGUCCGCCAGCCGCUCAGCCCCACAGAACAAGCCUGCCCAGCCGCUUGUGGGGGGCGCAGGGGGAGCUGAGGCGGCAACGGGGCUGGGGCUGCCCCAGAACACGCAGGUGUUUGCGUUCGGUGUCUUUUAUAAGGUUACGGUUUCCUUUCUCUGUGUGUGUUUGUAAGUGUCUGUCGAGGAGAACAGGGGAAGCAGAGCCGUCCCCUGCUGCCCCCAGCUCUGGGGACAGUGCCAAGCCCCAUGUCCCCUUCCUUGCCCCCGAGGCCACGGGGAGCAGAGGAACCAGUCCUACCCCAACCCCCCCAGCUGCCCCAGGCUGAAGCAGGUGCUGAGAGCAAGAGGGGGCCAGGGAGAGGCUGGGGGGGGGGCUUGGCUCAUCCUCUUGAACCCCACUCUGGCAAGAUGGGCACCUGCUUGGUCCUGCUGCCCACAGCACGGCAGCAGCGGGCCAUGCCGUGGGGCUGGGGAGAGACUGGGGGGUGUGGGGCGGUGUAUCACUGUGUGGGGGCUGGGUGGCUGAGACCCAUCCCCAUCACUGGCAGCUCACAGCACCUGCCUGAGCCAUGUCGCUCCAUCAGAAGAUCUCAGGUCAGCAGUGCCACGCGGAGGCGAGUGGCUUACAGAAAGAAAAAUUUUAGUUAAGGGGCAGAUGGGUGCUGGCAGGGUGCCAAGGGCACUCGGCAUUGUGCCUGGGGGGAUGCGCCUGGGCAUGGGGCAGGGGUGCACUUGGUACCUCUGUGCUGUGCUCCCCGUCGCCACUGGGCCGGUAACGCACUUUUCUUGGCUUGGUGCUGACAUGGUUUUGGGGAGAUGGCUGCCUUCUCCUCCUCCCCUUGUACCCCCAGCCCCCUGGGGACCCCCUUCCCACACGUGCACACGCGCACGCGUGUGUGUGCAACUCUGUAGCUUGCCGAGGGGGGCGAGGGGCUCAGGGGUUUGAGUAGCCUCAGCCGUGGGGUGAGCGCAGCCACCUCCUCCCCAGCCCCUUGGUGUAGGCAGGGUCUCAUAUACAAAGCACAAACUUCGUUUUUGGUCUUCGCCGCCGUACCCUGGCCAGGUGGGCUCCCACCACCCCGGGGAGGGACAGGCAGGGGGCGGUGGGACAGGGACAGCAUGCACUGGGCUGGGCCUGAGCUGACCCUAGGGGAACAGCACCUGUGCCGGCACUCCGGGAAUUAUCAGCAUCCUAAAGGGUUUAUUUCAAAGUGUGGUUGGGGACAGCGGGGUGCCAGCAGCUCCCCUUGAGCAAUGAAAGGUGACAGCUGGCUCUCCAGGCACCCGCUCAGCAGGAGCUGUGGGCACUGCUGGUCCUCAGCACUGAUGGAGAAGGGCCUUUUCCACCUUUCUUGCUGCCACUGUUGCAGUGGGGACAGGGGUCUGUCAUAAGCAGGAGAGGAGGGGUCAAGGCUGGUGCCACGUGGGACAGCUGGGGCCCUGUGGAUUUGGGAGGACCACUGUGCACUGCCCCAGCCCUGGCUGGUGUGGGGACUGCCCCGGGACCCCACAGCCCAUCUCACUACCAACCUGAAGCCCAGCUCGCCCAGAGGCUGUGGUGACACUGGCUCAGUCCCCAGGACAUGCAGUCAGCUUGGCCAAGGCAAACUUUGUUUGAUUCUUUUUUUUCUCUCUUUUUUUGGAAAUAAACUAAAACCCUAGACUUGUUGGUGUUUUUACAACUCCGGUGUGGUUCCCGCCUGUCUGGCUGUUUGUCGACCUUUGUAACAUUGGCAAUAAACCAUUAAAAGUGACUUUCCCAUGA
This is a messenger RNA of Falco peregrinus (peregrine falcon), 2552 nucleotides long. It is a transcript of the gene CSDC2, whose product is annotated as cold shock domain containing C2. Gene Ontology annotation, cellular component: cytoplasm. The transcript is spliced from 4 exons. Bases 321 to 782 code for a protein of 153 amino acids. Gene Ontology annotation, biological process: regulation of mRNA stability. The record is from RefSeq and is a predicted model, not a curated record. Lineage: Eukaryota; Metazoa; Chordata; Aves; Falconiformes; Falconidae. Gene Ontology annotation, molecular function: mRNA 3'-UTR binding.